CAGUGACAUAUGAUUUAAUUCCUUUGUUAUCCCAUUUGCAAAGCAAUAUUUUGUUUUUUUAUGUCUGUUUAAAAUAAUUUUUAAGAAAAUCCUGAUUGAAUGCUUAUCAGCUGCUUAGCAUGGAAGUUGUAAGUAGUGGCAAUUCUGACCAAUGCGAAGGAAAGACAAAUUCAAAUUCGAGAAGACGACCUAGAAUUUUACCGUGUUAUAUUUGUGGAAGACCGUUUAGUAUCAGUUCGAUCAAUAUACACGAACCUCAGUGUUUGAAAAAGUGGAACAUUCAAAACGACAAACUACCAAAAGACAAGCGAAGACCGGAACCUAAAAAACCUGACUUUGUUUUCACUCCUGUUGGAGAGUUAAACUAUGAAGCGACCUUCGAUAGAAUUUGGGAUAAUCACUUAUCCGAGUUGAUUCCUUGUAACCAAUGUGGUAGAACUUUUUUUCCAGACCGAAUAGAAAAGCAUGAAAGAGCAUGUGCAGGAAAUGGAUUAAAAGUAAAAGCUAUAAAAUAAUUUCAUUAAAACACUAAUGUGUAUAUUCACUUUCAAAUAAAAAUAUGUACUCAAU
Molecule: messenger RNA, 570 nt
Organism: Agrilus planipennis (emerald ash borer)
Lineage: Eukaryota; Metazoa; Arthropoda; Insecta; Coleoptera; Buprestidae
Product: zinc finger protein 474-like
Exons: 3
Coding region: 120-515 (131 amino acids)
Source: RefSeq, a predicted model, not a curated record